This is a messenger RNA of Chara braunii, 1889 nucleotides long. NCBI's taxonomy places the organism in Eukaryota, Viridiplantae, Streptophyta, Charophyceae, Charales, Characeae. The record is from the annotation of a GenBank genome assembly.
GUACGAACCAUGGGGGGGGGAAAGAGGGCUGGCGCUGAGUGCCAGAAUUAGGGGAGAAGGACGGCGGUGGGUACUCGUGGAACUUACAUGGAGCUGGAGAUGGGGAAGAAGCCUCUGCAGCAUUGCUGGGCAAGAGGAUAAUAGAGUAGUAGGAGAGGAGUAAUGUAUGCACAGUCACAUGAUGAACAGACCCGAUUCAUUGUCUAUUGCCGAUUCCAGACGAGACGUUGUGAUUUCUUUGUCAAGAAACUUUCUGUACGUUCAGUCUGUGCUCUCACCGUUGUCUUUCUGCUUUCAACUUUUUUGCUCACACGUGCUCUUCCCGCUUCGAGUCCUCUUCGGUUGCGCUUCUUUGCGCCGCUGCCCCUUAAAUUUCGGCUGUGAAUUCUGCUCCACGCUCUCCCCCCCUCCUUGUCUCCUCCCUGUACCCCCGAUGCGCGGCCUCUCUUCUGCGCCUCAGCUUCCGCUCGGCCCCUCUUCUGCACCGCAGCGGGGCCACUUGUUAAGUUAAAAAAAAAAAAACUCACACUAAGUCUGUGGAGCACAAGCCAAAUAUACAAAAGAGAGAGAGAGAGAGAGAGAGAGAGAGAGAGAGAGAGAGAGAGAGAGAGACGGUAAUUCAUGGCAAUGUCGUCAGACCCAGGAGGGGGCGGAUCUCUGCCUGGCGGCGGGGAACUGCCACAUCAGUCAUCCGGGGCGGACAUGCCGAACGGCGGCGGCGGCCCCCGAUUAGGUCUCGACGUGGGGUCAGCCGCCCCAAGCAUUGACCCGUCGUCAUCAUCAUCCAAGUUCAGAGUGACCUUUCCCGAAAUGAAGCGUCCUCCUCCUUCUAAGGAGCGCGAACGCGAUGGCGGCGGCGCCGCCGCCGCCGCCGCCGGGGUCGAUGGCCCUUCCCCUGCAGAGCGCAAAUGGUAUAUGAAAAGACCAAGCGAGCUCAUCGCUGAGCAGACGGCCAAGGGUUUCGACGAGCCCGCUGCAUCGCGGCGGGUCAUCCAGCAGCUUCAGGGCAUGCUAGCUGUGCAGAGUGUACGGUAUCCUGUGCGUCUGCGAAAGAUAGAGGAGGAGGUCAGCAGUGCUCGUAAGAAGAUGGAAGAAGUGCAGAAGAAGGUCGAUCUAUUGGCCGACAAGGUAGAUGGGAAGCCGGAUUUUGCGGCAGUGGCCUUAACCGGGUUCUCGUCGGCUGCAUUUGGCGUUUUCCUUAAUCGGGCCCCCGACAUCUGGCGGUCGUUGAUGGAAGUGCAACAGUCCCUGUCGUCGGUUGUAUCUCGCAAAGCAGAUUGAUCAGACUCCGGCGGCCUAAUGAACUAGCUCCUCCCGCUAUCGACCAAUUGCUCCCGCCAACUAUCUACCUUCUCCCGCCAAUUAACUACCUCCUCCUGCCAAUUAACGAGCUCCUUCCGCCAAUUAACGAGCUGCACGUUUUCCUCCCGCCAAUGGUCCACCUCCUCCCGCCAAUUAAGGAAACUGCACGUUUUCCUCCCGCCAUUGGUCCAGCUCCUCCCGCCAAUCAAGGAAACUGCACGUUUUCCUCCCUCGAUUGAUCCAGAUCUUCCCGCCAAUUAAGGAAACUGCACGUUUUCCUCCCGCCAUUGAUCCAGCUCCUCCCGCCAAUUAACAACCUCCUUCUGCCAAUUAACGAGCGCUCCUUUCGCCAAUUAAGGAACGUGCAAGUUUUCCUUCCGGCCAAUGAUCCAGCUCCUCCCGCCAAUUAACGGCGAUCUCCUCCCACCCAUUGACGAGCGCUCCUUCCGCCAAUUAAGGAGGUGCGCGAUUUCCUCCUGCCAAUUAACGAUUUCCUUCCGCCAAUUAAGGAGCUGCACGCUGUGUAAUCGGGGGAUUAGAUUCCAUCAUGGAUCAGAUCGGCCCGAAUCGGACGGCUGCGCACCUCC